Molecule: messenger RNA, 1215 nt
Organism: Neogale vison (American mink)
Lineage: Eukaryota; Metazoa; Chordata; Mammalia; Carnivora; Mustelidae
Gene: SHBG
Product: sex hormone binding globulin
Exons: 8
Coding region: 1-1215 (404 amino acids)
Molecular function (GO): steroid binding
Source: RefSeq, a predicted model, not a curated record
AUGGAAGGCAGAGGCCCGCUGGCCACAUCUCCCGGGUGGCUGUCGCUGCUACUGCUGCUGCUACCACCACCUGGCCACCAGGGACGGGCCCUGAGACAUGGUCUCUCCGCCCAGAGGAUCCAGGACCCCCCUGCUGUGCACCUCAGCAGUGGCUCAGGACAAGAGCCUAUCACCAUCAUGACUUUUGACUUCACCAAGAUCAGGAAAAGCUUUUCCUCCUUUGAGCUUCAAACCUGGGAUCCAGAGGGAGUGAUUUUUUACGGCGACACCAACCCAAAGGACGACUGGUUUGUGCUGGCACUUCGAGAUGGCAGGUCCGAGAUCCAGCUGCACAAUCAGCUGGCGCAGGUGACUGUGAGCGCUGGGCCCCGGCUGGACGAUGGCAGGUGGCACCAGGUGGAAGUGAGGGUCCUGGAGGACUCCCUCCUCCUGAGCGUGGAUGGGGAGGAGGUGCUGCGCCUGAGACAGGUGUCUGGGUCUCUGGCCAGCAAACCCCAGCCCAUCGUCAGGAUUGCCCUGGGGGGACUCCUGUUCCCCGCCUCCAGCCUCCGUUUGCCGCUGGUCCCUGCCCUUGACGGCUGCCUACGCCGGGGUACCUGGCUGGACCCGCAGGCUCAGACCUCGGGGUCUGUCCCUAUGAGGAGCCUCAAGAGCUGUGCCUUGCAGUCCCAACCUGGAACGUUCUUCCCUCCAGGGACGCGUGCAGAAUUCAAUCUCCAAGACAUUCCCCAGCCUCAUGUAGAGCCCUGGGCCUUCUCUCUGGACCUGGGACUCCAGCAGGCAGCAGGCUCUGGCCACCUCCUUGCCCUUGGGACCCCAGAAAACCCUUCUCAGCUCAGCCUCCACCUCCAAGAUCAAAAGGUGGUGGUGUCCUCUGGGACAGGGCCCGACCUGGAUCUGCCCCUGGUCUUGGGACUCCCUCUUCAGCUGAAGCUGGCUGCGUCCAGGGUGGUCUUGAACCAGGGGUCUAAGAAGGAGAUCCUUGCUCUGCCCGCCUUGGACUUGGCCUCCCUCCUCAAGCUCUGGGUCCAGCCACAGGGGCGCCUCUUCCUGGGGGCUCUGCCAGGAGAGACCUCUUCUGCCUCCUUUUGCUUGAAUGGCCUUUGGGCCCAAGGCCAGAAGCUGGACAUGGACCGGGCCCUGAGCAGAAGUGAGGACAUCUGGACCCACAGCUGUCCCCAGGGCCCAAACAAUGGCACCGACACCACCCAUUAA